Molecule: messenger RNA, 4251 nt
Organism: Saccostrea echinata
Lineage: Eukaryota; Metazoa; Mollusca; Bivalvia; Ostreida; Ostreidae
Exons: 17
Coding region: 74-2215 (713 amino acids)
Cellular component (GO): plasma membrane; cytoplasmic vesicle
Molecular function (GO): calcium ion binding
Source: RefSeq, a predicted model, not a curated record
UCCGGGUUUUCGUUCGAUAGAACAUAAAUCGAUUGAAAUUUCUCUAGGCCUAUGUCUUCUUUUUUAAAGUCCUAUGUUGGACCCCCAGGGAAAUUUAGACGUUGGUUUCAAACCAUCGAAGAAAAUGAAAAAGCGUCGAGAACUUGACGCUUUAGUUGGAAGUGGUAAAACUCGUCGUAAGACGAAAAAUGGACACGAACUUUUGCGCACUGAAUCUGAUUCCUCUGAAGUGGAUGAAUUUUUAAUAACAGAUCGGAAGAAUUUAAUGAGACAGGGCCGAGUGUCAUGCUGUUCCACCUGUUUGUCUGUGUUUGGAUUUUUUAUGGUUGUAACAUGUUUCAUAUUUACCGGUGCAUUGUUGUACAUGCAUUUUCAAAUGAAAGAAAGUGUUGAAAAAAUCAGGGAGGAGAUCAAUACAGUGAAAGGACAUAGUCUACAAACCACUAUGGAGGACUUACAACAACAAAUUCAGAAUGAUAUAAAAAAGGCACUAGUCAACAUCACCAAAAGCCCUCAAGAAAUAGAAGCCAUUAAACAGCGCAUGAUCACACUCACUAGUAAAAUGGACACAUUGAGCACAGCUGUUGCAGCAGUUGGAAAUAGUCAACCAGGCAGUAAACAGAUAGUAAAUGAAGUUAAUACACUUACCACACAAGUUCCAGUCAUAUCAAAAACUGUUGCUAAUUUAGGAGUUGAUGUCAAGACGAUGAAGUCAACAGUGGAUGACUUGAUAAACUUCAAGAAAAAUGUUGAAAAAGAGUUAGCAGAAAUAAAACUUCACGAGGAGCCUGCUAGUGGUGGGCAGGAAUCUGGUGGCAGAGAGUCGUCACAUGUUGACCUUAAUACAGAUAUAUCAUCUAAAAUACAAAAACUAGGAGAUAUGAUUCAGAUAGUCAAUAACUCUUUAUGGUCUGAGCUGCCUAAAAUUCAGUCCAAGCUGUCAAGUCAUGAGGUCUACUUACUAGCACUACAGAACAUCACUGCUAAAUUACAGAAAGAUUUAACUUCCUUGACUGGAGACCAUUCAUCCAUAAUGAAGGACCACAAGGACAUGGGUGAUGGUCCAAGGGAAGGAACUGAGCAGACAAAGGUUCUCAUACACCAAGUGAUAGAGGACAUGGGUCUAGCCAAUCGGACAAGUCCCUCUAAGUCCUUGGAUGACUUAUCACUGAAGAUAGAUGACAUUACGGCUAGUGUUGGUACACUGAAGAGUCAGUUCAAAUUGAUGAAAGAGUCCCAAAAUGGCUUUGGUUUGACAGAUGCUGAUUCUAUUAAAACAAGUUUACAGGCUCUGAACCAGUCUGUUGAAGUUCUGAAGACUGACCUCCACACAUUAAUGAGUAAGGUAACCAAGCAGUCCAAUGCAGUGACUAAACUCACCAAGACAGUAGAGGUUUUACAACAUUUCUCUGCCUCACUGGACAAAGACCACAGAGAUAUGCUUAAAGGCCAGAUGACAACAACUAUUCCAGCUAAUCAUGAAAUAAAAACAACAGCUACUUCCAGUGCAAAACUGCAACCAGAAGCAGUGACAACUAAAAAAUUACCCAUUUCAACUACUGUAGCUCCAAAUCCUGAUGAAAAAAAAUCAGAGGGUUUGGGAAAUAAGUCUCCACAGGCAAUAACAGAUGGACAAGUUACAGUUACAUUGCCAGUAAAUGAGAUAGUGCUUAGUGGAGUUAACAGCACUGAUGAUAAAAAUAUCAUGCUAUAUCACUGGGAACAAAUUAGUGGGCCAACAUCCUUAAAAAUUACCCAACAAGAUGAGGCUAUAACCACAGCGACUGGCCACAUUGUUGCUGGGCAAUAUGUGUUUGAACUUCAAGUUUGGGAUGAGGAGAACCUCACCAGCAAAGCACAGUUGACUGUAGAUGUCAAAGACAAGGAUUCAGGAGGAGAUUCUGACAAAUCUACCACCAGGAGUGUAUCUUCAAUCCCCCCAGCACCAUUACAUAAGUUUAUUGAUAUGACCCUUGUGAAAACAUACGAUGACUUAGACUUAGGUGUUCGUCGCUGGGACAAAAAUGGAGAUGGACUUGUUGAUGCAGAUGAUCUUAAAGAUUACAUGCCUGAUCCCCCCUUACCACAACAGCUUGAGAAAUUUGACUUUAAUCAUGAUGGACUGUACAGUAUAGAUGAACUGGCUGUAGCCCUUGGGUUUCAGCCCUGGCCUAAAGAUCAGCCCCAACCUGUAGAUAAUGGAGAAAAACACUAGAGAAUGUGUAGUGAUCAGUAAGAAUGUUUAACAUUCCUACAAGAUAUUCCAGGUCUCUUGAACAAAAAGAGUUUGUGCCAUGUUGUAGAGUGGGCAUCAAGAAUUAGUGGUUAUCUGUGAUAAUUUUGUUUUAAUUUUAAACAUGUUACAUCAUGUUUCAUCAUUUUGCUUUGAAUUUUUGCUAGUGUGAUUGAAAGGACUGGGUAAAAAUAAAAUAAUAUAGGCCUUUAGGAAAAGGGGGGAGCAAUAAUUUUGCCAGUGUAUAGUUUACUAUUAAUUGAAAAUGAGGCUAAUUUACAGUUGUAUCCCCUCAGUAAUUUCACUAGUAUGUACAAAUACAUUAAAAAAAACAAUGCUUAUUUAUUUGUGGGCCUCUUGAAGAACAUCUGAUGCCCCUCUUUUUUGCUUUUUAAGAAUUUUAUGUUAGGUUGUGCCCCCUGAAACUGAAAUAGCUUCCUACUGCCUUUAAUGAGAGAGUGUUAUAGUUUUGUUUAGUAGUAAAUAUUAGAGUUAAAAAAAAAGAAAUUAAAAAAAAAACCUCAUCAGUUUGAAUUCAGUGUUGAUUUUUCUUACAAUCAUGAAUACUGUAAAUCAACUAUAAUUCGCAACAAUUUUAUUUGUGAUUUAUCAGUUUGAAAUCCAUCCACCGCUAAAGUUUUGUGACUGAGUAAGAAACAUUGUACAUAAAUGGUUCAUGGCAAUAAAUUAUUCAUAAGUAAAAGAAUUUAGGAAAACUCUCUAAUAUUUCUCUCUUGCAAAUAUAACUCUUGGAUAUUUCUCAUUUGCAUAUACAAGUUGGAUUACAAUAUUUGUAGAUUAUUAUAUCAGGCAGUAUAUGGCUUAAUACUUACAUUUUCUAAACAUUUUUGUUUUCAUGAGUUUAUAGGAUGCACAGUCACCUGAAACCAUGUCUUGUUUUAUUUCAUUUCUGCUUGACUUUGUUUUGAAAGAAGGAAGUUUUAAUUCAUUUUCCACUAUUAUUUACCUAUUUUUUGAACACUGAAAUGUAUACUGAACAUUUACAUGUAAAUAUUAUUUCAUAAACAUUGAUUAACUGCAACCUAAUAGACCUGUGAUUCUGUUGUGCCAAUGUUCACUCAUACUGUGUUUUAAUAUAUCUAUUAUCCAUGCAAAAAAAAAAAAAUGUACACCCAUGAGGUUCUUGAUGUUCUCUGUGUUGUGGAUUCAUAUGUUCCAGAGCAAAACAAAAAAAAAAGAUCUUAAGUGCUAGGAUAAAUUUUUGUACUUAGAUCAGGUUUCUGAAUAUAUAAGAUUAAUAUGAAGACUUUUGUUGUUCAGGUAGAAAAUCAUUGUAAAUCAUCAUUAUACAUGUCAUCUUUUUUUAUGCACUAGGGAAUUACUUGUAGACUUUUAAAAGCAUAAAACAUGUAUUAAAGCACAUUUGCACUAAGAUUACUGUUUCAUUCUCACAUGUCAUUUUUUUUGUGUACAUCAUUACUCAAUAGAAUGCAAUGCAAAGCGAUAUGUCUGAAAAAUUGUUAGGAAUAGAGUUUUCGGGAUUUUCAGAAGAUAUCGUUACAAAUGAACUAUUUAUUUAUUCUUAUGUAAUAGAAUAGAAUUAUUGUAUUGUAGUGUAAGAUUUGUGUUUUAGAUAUUACAUUGUAUACUUAUGUUUCUGUAUACUUUUUGAAAGAAACAGUACAUGUACUUUGCUUUCAAAAGCUCUAGCUCCAGCUUAAAAUGCCCGUUUCUAGUUUGGGGGACAUUUCCCCUGCCAAAUUAAUCGUGGAUGUCUAGUCCUUUCCAUUCUAAUUCAUUUUUGUAAUCCUAUAAAUAUUGACAUCUCAUCAUUAUACUUCAAAGUUGUUAUUCACCAAGACAAAAUUCCAUUUGUUGCUAUGAGAAUUUGUCACUUUAUACUUAAUAUAUUUACAUUGAGAAUAUGAAACUGUAAUGAAUGAAAACCUUGUAAUGUUUGAAAAAGGCUAAACGAAAAUUAUAUGUUUUGUUUUUGUUUAUAAAGAUGUUGACUGGAUCAUUGUUCUAUAUAUUGAGUAAAUUCUGAAUGUAUGUUA